Perca flavescens (yellow perch) is the source of this 3210-nucleotide messenger RNA. It is a transcript of the gene tgoln2, whose product is annotated as trans-golgi network protein 2. The transcript has 4 exons. The record is from RefSeq and is a predicted model, not a curated record. The coding region runs from base 205 to 1611 and encodes 468 amino acids. Lineage: Eukaryota; Metazoa; Chordata; Actinopteri; Perciformes; Percidae.
CUUGUUCUUCUGCUGAAGAAAAGAAGAGCGGGAUUGUUUUUACACGGAAGCAGGAACAGUUGUUGUCCAACACCUCCACCGCCAUAGUCCAGCCCACACACACAGCCAACCUGUCGACCUGUCAACGCGUAUUGUGGCGUGAGCUCAGAGAACAGACAGGUUAAAUUAAUUUGGUUUGUGUUUUUCUAUCUCUGCGCGGACACGAUGAGGACGGCUUUCCUGACACUCACAUUAUGUGUGUGUUUCUGCCUUGUCAGAGGGGCUCCAGCUACUAAUGAAACGGAAGGUAAACCUAAUAAAGAAAUGGAGAAAACUGCCAAACCGCCAACUCCUGAAGUCAAGAAAGGUCCGGGCGAAACUGGCAAACCAGAACCAAAAAAGAUAACCGACAAACCAGAGCUGGAAGUCAGUAAGCAAAGGCUAACAAAGACACCAAGUCUGAAAAGUCCUGGGGAAGAUAGGGGCAAAAAAUCAAAAAAUGUGAAUAAUCCGGUUUUGCCGGGCGAUCGAAAAAGUCACUCUGACAAAGAGACGAAGGAUGGGCCAAUCAACGGUAAGGAGCCUGUAACACUGCCAGCCGGCGCAGGGGAUGCAAAAGCAAAACCUCCAGCUCCCGCGGAUAACAAUACAAUGAGGCCCGCAGAGUCGGGAGGGAAAGACAAAGAGCCAGAAAGAGACAACGCCAAGAAGGAGACAGGAGACAAAGGCAAUGAGGGCAAGACUGAAGGAGACAAAGGCAUUGAGGACAAGACGGCAGGAGACAAAGGCGUUGAGGACAAGACUGAAGGAGACAAAGGCGUUGAGGACAAGACGGUAGGAGACAAAGGCGUUGAGGACAAGAUUGAAGGAGACAAAGGCAAUGAGGACAAGACUGAAGGAGACAAAGGCAAUGAGGACAAGACUGAAGGUGACAAAGGAAAUGAGGACAAGACUGAAGCAGACAAUGAGGACAAGACCGAAGCAGACAAUGAGGACAAGACUGAAGGUGACAAAGGCAAUGAGGACAAGACUGAAGGUGACAAAGGAAAUGAGGACAAGACUGAAGCAGACAAUGAGGACAAGACCGAAGCAGACAAUGAGGACAAGACUGAAGGUGACAAAGGCAAUGAGGACAAGACUGAAGGUGACAAAGGCAAUGAGGGCAAGACUGAAGGAGACAAAGGCAAUGAGGGCAAGACUGAAGGAGACAAAGGAAAUGAGGACAAGACUGAAGCAGACAAUGAGGACAAGACUGAAGCAGACAAUGAGGACAAGACUGAAGGAGACAAUGAGGACAAGACAGGAGACAAUGCCAAGAAGGACGAGACGGAAGGAGACAAAGGCGACGAGAACAAGACGGAAGGAGACAACACCAAGGAGUACAACCUCAAAGAAGAGGAGCCCAGAAAUGGAGAAGCAAGAGGGAGAAACCCGUAUGGCCCUUUAGAGGACGAGGCAGAAAGCAGUCACUUCUUUGCCUAUCUGGUCUGUACGGCGGUGCUGGUAGCAGUGCUUUACAUCACUUACCACAACAAGCGCAAGAUACUUGCUUUGCUUUUGGAGGGGAAGAAAUCCAAAUCUACGCGUCGACCUAAAUCCACAGGAUACCAGAAGCUGGAGCAGCAUAUGUAAUCUCGACUCUCUCUCUCUCUCUCGAAGCCAUUGAGCCUCGCGCUGCUGACCACACUGAGAGCUUGUGUGAGAAGAGAGUGAACGGAUUCUGGCGUUAGAUAUUUCGGCGUUGAUUUCACCCUUUUGCUAAACGGACAUUCUUCUCUUUUCUUUUUUUUUUCUUUGUAAAUAUGUUUAUUGCAGAACAACAUUGGGUUCAGACUGCAUUUGUCCAUACAAGCAACAUUUUUAUUAUUUUUUUUUUUAACAUUUACAAUAACAACAAUAACAAUAAGCAGCAACCAAGAACAAUUGUAAUUAUUUGGCGGGUUCUGAAAACAAUCAUGUUGAAGCACCAUAGCAAAUAUCAAGACUAAGAGACCAGAAAGUAAUACCGGGAGUCGAGAGAUUUAAAAAAAAAAAAAAUCGCUAAUGCCACAUUAUCAAUAUAUGGGACCCUUCAUCAUUCCGUUACCUCCCUCAGACCCCUUAAGUGUUCCAUGACCGGUCCCCACGCAUUCUCCCUCCCUGCAAUCAUGAAUCUGAUUUUCUCUAAAUGGAGGGAAAUCAUCUGACUUCCAAAAUCUCAAUACAAGUUUUUUAGCCAGUACCGUAUUCUUCUCUUUUCUACCCGUAGAUGCUUAUCAUAUGACUAUGCAGAUGACACUGUUGCCUUAUUGAGGGAACUAGUGAAAUUCAGUGAAGGUAGAAAAUAAGCAUGCUGUUUUUGGCACUUGUCGUAAUUCCACUUUUAAGGCAAUCUUGUAAUUAGACCUGACUAAGGUCCGGACUCAGGAUAUUUCAGUAGCAGAUGAAAAUAAUAUAAGCGUUGUUUGUACAGUACGUUUAGUGAUUGCACUGCGCACUAAAUAAGCCAUCUGAAUCUUUGUGUACAAUUACUUUGAGGUUGUUUUAAAGAUGAAAUAUAUAUCAAGGGUUUAGACGUACUAAAGUAUCCCAGUGGGAUAUAUAACCAUAUGGUGUUUGCCAGAUGAAUGUAACAUUUUUCCAAAUAAGAUGCGAGCACAGUGCUCAACCACUUUAACGUGAUGAAUAAACCUCUGUGCUUGAAGCAAUAGUUUUGGAAAAACUAGCUUACUUGCUGAGAGUUAGACGACAAGAUCAAAACCACACUCAAAAUUGGGCUGCAACUAACUGUUAUUUUUCUCUAUUUAUCGUUCCGUCUAUAAAAUGUCGAUCCCAGUUUCUCAAAGUCCAAGGUGAUGUUUUUAAAUGUCUUUUGUCCAAAACCCAAAGCUAUUUAGUUUAAUAUGAUAUAAAAUGGAUACAAAAAAUCUGGAAAUCUCCAUAUUUGAGAGGCCUAAAUAAAAAAAAAUAAAAAAAUGUUGGGCCAUUUUUGCAUGAAGAAUUGCCUUAACAAUUUAUCGAUUAUCAAAAUGGUUGCUGAUUGUUUUUCUAUCAAUCGACUAACCGAUUAGUCGACUAAUCGUUGCUCCAGCCAGAUGCAGGUUAACUUGACAUAAGGGCUGGAGACAGGAAACCAGCUAGCCUGGCUCUGUGCAGAGAUGAUAAAACCGGCCUUUCAGCACCUUUCAAAGCUCACUAAUUUAAACUCUUGUCUUUUAACUCUUAGGGAGAAUGUUGAACUAGCCCCUCAAA